AUGCUUAAACUAUCAGUCGAUAUUAGCAAGACAACUCCUGAACUUCUGACAAUAUUAGAAAAAGCGUCGAAAUUUCGAAAACAAUGGCAAAAAUCAUCUAUUUUAAAACAAAUGAUAACAAUAUACUACCAUUUUAUGCAAUUGAAAGCAUAUCAUCCAGCUAAUAUUCUAUUGAUUCCUACUAUAGAUAUUGAAAUUGUUUGGCAAACUCAUUUACUUCGAUCUGAAAUAUAUCAAGCCGAUUGUCUUCGUUUGUUUCGUCGAGUUACUGAUCAUUCAUUAUUGAUCAAUGACAUUCAACAACAUAUCAAAGAACAAGCAUUUCAAGAUACUUGUCAAUUAUAUGAACAAAGAUUUAGUGAACAAUAUUGUCCAUUAACAUCAANGGAUCAUGUUACUCCAGCCUAA
Molecule: messenger RNA, 408 nt
Organism: Rotaria sp. Silwood2
Lineage: Eukaryota; Metazoa; Rotifera; Eurotatoria; Philodinida; Philodinidae
Source: the annotation of a GenBank genome assembly